UUCAUUUUCUGCAGGGCUGAACGUAACAACAUGGCGGACAGCAUGCACGCUUCGUAGUGUGAACGUCUUUGCCCAGCUUUGCUUUGAAUUACAAAGGAAGUGAACUGUUUUUCAGGUUUUGUUCUGCAGAGAAACCGCCAUCAUGGCGGCGUGGGUUCAGCCAGGGAUUGCGGGAUUACCGGCUGAAAUCACCGAAGAAAAACUGCAAGAAAAAGCUCGAAAAUGGCAACAACUCCAGUCAAAGCGAUACAGUGAGAAAAGAAAAUUUGGAUUUGUGGAGGCUCAAAAGGAAGAUAUGCCUCCAGAGCAUGUGAGAAAAAUCAUUCGGGAUCAUGGUGACAUGUCAAGCAGAAAAUACAGGCAUGAUAAGCGGGUGUACCUGGGUGCCCUAAAGUACAUGCCCCAUGCAGUGUUGAAGUUGCUGGAGAACAUGCCCAUGCCUUGGGAACAGAUUAGGGAUGUCAAAGUGCUGUAUCAUAUCACUGGUGCCAUUACAUUUGUAAAUGAGAUUCCAUGGGUUGUUGAGCCUGUUUAUUUGGCUCAAUGGGGUACCAUGUGGAUCAUGAUGCGACGUGAAAAGAGAGACAGGAGACAUUUCAAGAGGAUGAGGUUUCCUCCAUUUGAUGAUGAAGAACCACCUUUGGAUUAUGCAGACAAUAUCCUGGAUGUUGAACCCCUGGAGCCAAUCCAGAUGGAGCUGGACCCUGAAGAAGAUGGGAGUGUCUACGAAUGGUUCUAUGAUCACAAUCCUCUCCUUGAUACCAAAAUGAUCAAUGGCUCUUCAUACAGGAAAUGGAACAUUACACUCCCGAUCAUGUCAACAUUGUAUCGUCUGGGCAACCAACUUCUGACAGAUCUUGUUGACGACAACUAUUUUUACCUGUUUGAUCUGAAGGCAUUUUUCACUGCUAAAGCCUUGAAUGUGGCUAUUCCUGGAGGGCCAAAAUUUGAACCUUUAGUGCGAGAUGUGAAUGUCCAUGACGAGGAUUGGAAUGAGUUUAACGACAUCAACAAGAUCAUCAUUAGGCAGCCUGUGAGGACAGAGUACAGGAUUGCAUUUCCUUAUCUGUACAACAGCUUGCCUUACAAAGUGCAUCUUCCCUGGUAUCACCACCCUUCAGUUGUGUACAUUAAAACAGAGGACCCUGAUCUUCCAGCAUUUUACUUUGAUCCUCUUGUGAAUCCAAUUGCCCACAGGCAUGCAGUCAAGACAACAGAGCCCCAACCUGAUGAAGAUGAAGAUUUUGAGCUGCCAGAGGAUAUUCAGCCAUUCUUACAGGAUACACCACUUUACACAGACAACACAGCAAAUGGUAUCUCUUUGCUGUGGGCUCCAAGACCAUUCUGUUUGAGAUCUGCCAGAACUCGUCGAGCAAUUGAUAUACCUUUGGUAAAGACCUGGUAUCGUGAACACUGUCCGUCUGGUCACCCAGUUAAGGUGCGGGUGUCAUAUCAAAAGCUUCUCAAGUGCUAUGUUUUGAAUGCACUUAAACACAGAGCACCCAAAGCACAGAAGAAGAGAUAUUUGUUCCGAUCUUUUAAAGCCACCAAGUUCUUUCAAACUACCACUCUUGACUGGGUGGAGGUUGGGCUUCAAGUUUGUCGCCAAGGUUACAACAUGUUGAACCUACUGAUUCACAGAAAGAACCUCAACUAUCUUCAUCUGGAUUACAACUUCAAUCUGAAACCAGUCAAAACUCUGACGACUAAGGAGAGAAAGAAGUCAAGAUUUGGAAACGCUUUCCAUCUUUGUCGCGAGAUCCUUCGACUCACUAAGUUGGUGGUAGAUUCCCAUGUUCAGUACAGAUUAGGCAAUGUAGACAGCUUUCAGCUUGCUGAUGGCCUGCAGUACAUCUUUGCCCAUGUUGGUCAAUUGACUGGAAUGUACAGAUACAAGUACAAGUUGAUGAGACAGAUCAGAAUGUGUAAGGACAUCAAACAUCUCAUUUACUACAGAUUCAACACUGGACCAGUUGGGAAAGGACCAGGAUGUGGAUUCUGGGCUCCUGGUUGGAGGGUGUGGCUCUUUUUCUUGCGUGGUGUUGUGCCGCUUUUGGAACGUUGGCUUGGCAACCUUCUGGCCAGGCAGUUUGAGGGGCGACACUCUAAGGGAGUGGCCAAGACAGUCACCAAGCAGCGAGUUGAAAGCCAUUUUGACUUGGAGCUCAGAGCUGCCGUUAUGCACGACAUCCUAGACAUGAUGCCAGAGGGCAUCAAACAGAACAAGGCACGUGUUAUUCUUCAGCAUCUAAGUGAAGCCUGGAGGUGCUGGAAAGCCAACAUUCCUUGGAAGGUUCCUGGUCUUCCAACAGCAGUGGAAAACAUGAUCUUACGUUAUGUCAAAGCCAAGGCAGAUUGGUGGACAAACACUGCUCACUACAACAGGGAACGUAUCCGUCGUGGUGCCACAGUGGAUAAGACUGUCUGUAAGAAAAAUCUGGGUCGUCUAACAAGACUUUACCUUAAAGCUGAGCAAGAGAGACAACACAACUACCUGAAGGAUGGUCCAUACAUUUCUGCUGAAGAGGCAGUUGCUAUCUACACCACAACAGUUCACUGGCUGGAGAGUAGGAGGUUCUCGCCGAUCCCUUUUCCACCUCUUUCAUACAAGCAUGACACCAAACUGCUGAUUCUAGCACUGGAGAGGCUCAAGGAAGCCUACAGUGUAAAGAGUCGUUUGAACCAGUCCCAGAGAGAAGAAUUGGGACUGAUAGAACAAGCAUACGACAACCCUCACGAAGCACUCAGCAGAAUCAAGCGUCACUUGCUCACACAGAGAGCAUUCAAAGAGGUUGGAAUCGAGUUCAUGGACUUGUACAGCCACCUCAUUCCAGUGUAUGAUGUGGAGCCACUGGAGAAGAUCACAGAUGCCUACCUUGACCAGUAUUUAUGGUAUGAAGCUGACAAAAGACGUCUGUUUCCUCCGUGGGUAAAACCAGCUGACACAGAGCCUCCACCACUGUUGACUUACAAAUGGUGCCAAGGAAUCAACAACUUGCAGGAUGUGUGGGAGACAUCUGAAGGAGAGUGCAAUGUCAUGAUGGAGUCAAACUUUGACAAGAUGUACGAGAAGAUUGAUUUGACCUUGCUGAAUCGACUUCUGCGACUGAUUGUUGAUCACAACAUUGCUGAUUACAUGACAGCCAAGAACAACAUUGUCAUCAAUUACAAGGACAUGAACCACACAAACUCCUAUGGUAUCAUCCGUGGUCUUCAGUUUGCAUCAUUCAUUGUGCAGUACUAUGGACUGGUUAUGGAUCUGUUGGUGUUGGGUCUACAGAGGGCCAGUGAGAUGGCAGGCCCUCCACAGAUGCCAAACGACUUCCUGACUUUCCAGGAUGUGCAGACAGAGGCUCAACAUCCCAUCAGAUUGUACUCUAGAUACAUUGACAAAGUACACAUUUUCUUCAGGUUUACAGCUGAUGAAGCACGUGAUCUGAUUCAGCGUUAUCUAACAGAGCACCCUGAUCCAAAUAAUGAGAACAUUGUGGGCUACAACAACAGGAAGUGCUGGCCUAGGGAUGCUCGCAUGAGGCUCAUGAAGCAUGAUGUUAAUCUUGGUCGUGCCGUGUUCUGGGACAUUAAGAACCGCCUGCCUAGAUCUGUCACAACACUGAGCUGGGAUGAAAGCUUUGUGUCUGUCUACAGCAAAGACAAUCCAAAUCUUCUGUUCAACAUGUGUGGCUUUGAAUGCCGCAUUCUGCCCAAGUGCCGCACAACGUUUGAAGAAUUCACUCAUAGGGAUGGUGUAUGGAACUUGCAAAAUGAGGUCACUAAGGAGCGAACUGCCCAGUGCUUCCUAAAGGUGGAUGAUGAGUCUCAGCAGAGAUUCCACAACAGAGUGCGUCAGAUCCUCAUGGCAUCAGGCUCCACUACUUUUACUAAGAUUGUAAACAAAUGGAAUACAGCUCUGAUUGGCUUGAUGACAUACUAUCGGGAAUCAGUUGUCAACACCCAGGAACUAUUGGACUUGCUGGUCAAGUGUGAAAAUAAGAUCCAGACACGUAUCAAGAUUGGUCUGAACUCCAAGAUGCCCAGUCGUUUUCCCCCUGUCGUGUUUUACACUCCUAAGGAGCUGGGUGGCCUUGGUAUGCUCUCCAUGGGUCAUGUUCUCAUUCCGCAGUCAGAUCUCAGGUGGUCACAACAAACAGACGCAGGGAUUACUCACUUCAGAUCUGGCAUGAGCCAUGACAAAGAUCAGCUGAUCCCUAACUUGUACAGGUACAUUCAGCCAUGGGAGAGUGAGUUCAUUGACUCUCAGAGGGUUUGGGCUGAGUACGCUUUGAAACGACAAGAAGCUAAUGCUCAGAAUAGACGUUUGACCCUUGAAGAUUUGGAGGACUCAUGGGACCGUGGAAUCCCUCGUAUCAACACCCUGUUUCAAAAGGACAGACACACCCUUGCCUAUGACAAGGGAUGGAGAGUUAGAACAGAUUUCAAACAGUAUCAGGUUCUCAAACAGAAUCCCUUCUGGUGGACACACCAGCGACACGACGGCAAACUUUGGAACCUGAACAACUACCGGACAGACAUGAUCCAAGCCCUUGGAGGUGUGGAGGGUAUCCUGGAACACACACUCUUUAAAGGAACAUACUUCCCCACAUGGGAAGGUCUGUUCUGGGAGAAGGCCAGUGGAUUUGAAGAAUCCAUGAAGUACAAGAAACUGACCAAUGCACAGCGAUCUGGUUUGAAUCAGAUCCCCAACAGAAGAUUCACUCUUUGGUGGUCACCGACAAUUAACAGGGCUAAUGUUUACGUUGGUUUCCAGGUUCAGCUUGACCUGACAGGAAUCUUCAUGCACGGCAAGAUUCCAACACUGAAGAUCUCACUCAUUCAGAUCUUCAGAGCUCACUUGUGGCAGAAAGUUCACGAGAGUGUUGUCAUGGACUUGUGUCAGGUGUUCGACCAAGAACUAGAUGCUCUUGAGAUAGAGACGGUUCAGAAGGAGACCAUUCAUCCCCGUAAGUCCUACAAGAUGAACAGCUCAUGCGCCGAUAUCCUGUUGUUUGCUGCGUACAAGUGGAACGUCUCCAAACCUUCCCUCUUGGCUGACUCCAAUGACAUCAUGGACAGCACCACGACCCAGAAGUACUGGGUAGAUGUACAGCUCCGUUGGGGAGACUACGAUUCCCACGACAUUGAAAGAUACGCACGCGCAAAAUACCUUGACUACACUACUGACAACAUGAGUAUCUACCCCUCCCCUACUGGGGUGCUCAUCGGUAUUGACUUGGCUUACAAUCUUCACAGUGCUUUUGGUAACUGGUUCCCUGGUGUGAAACCCCUCAUCCAACAGGCCAUGGCUAAGAUCAUGAAAGCCAAUCCUGCACUGUACGUAUUGAGAGAGCGAAUCAGGAAAGGUCUUCAGCUGUACUCCAGUGAACCCACCGAGCCUUACCUGUCUUCACAGAACUAUGGAGAGCUUUUCUCCAAUCAGAUCAUUUGGUUUGUGGACGACACCAAUGUCUACAGAGUGACCAUUCACAAGACGUUUGAAGGUAACUUGACCACAAAGCCAAUCAACGGCGCCAUCUUUAUCUUCAAUCCUCGCACGGGACAGCUUUUCCUCAAGAUCAUCCACACCUCCGUGUGGGCGGGACAGAAACGUUUAGGACAGUUGGCCAAGUGGAAGACAGCCGAAGAAGUGGCAGCCUUGAUUCGUUCACUGCCAGUCGAAGAGCAGCCUAAACAGAUCAUUGUAACAAGAAAUGGAAUGCUUGAUCCUCUUGAGGUAUAGUAGAGACAAAAUGCUUGUCGAGAAAACUUGUCUAAGUGUUACCCAGAGGAAAU
Orbicella faveolata is the source of this 5790-nucleotide messenger RNA. RefSeq names its product pre-mRNA-processing-splicing factor 8. Gene Ontology annotation, molecular function: U2 snRNA binding; metallopeptidase activity; protein binding. Gene Ontology annotation, cellular component: U5 snRNP; catalytic step 2 spliceosome. The record is from RefSeq and is a predicted model, not a curated record. NCBI's taxonomy places the organism in Eukaryota, Metazoa, Cnidaria, Anthozoa, Scleractinia, Merulinidae. Gene Ontology annotation, biological process: mRNA splicing, via spliceosome; spliceosomal tri-snRNP complex assembly.